AUGGCUGCUAGUUCGAAAGAAAAUUUAUUCAACUUACAACAGAUAAAUUUUAAAGAAGAGAAAUCUAAGACUGACUCGGAACCGAAAUGUUCGAAUAUUUUACAAUCUACUGACAAAUAUGAUCCAUUAUUAUUUUGUAGAACUUGUGCGAAUGUUGAUUCUUGUCUGGUACCAAUUUUUAAAGAAGAAGGAUUGGAUUAUAAUUUAAAUACAAAAAUUGAAAAAUAUUUACCCAUUAGAGUUUCUCAAAAUGAUGGUUUACCCAAUCAUUUAUGUUAUCAUUGUGCAUCUACAUUAAUCGCUUGGGAUGCUCUAAUAGUUGGUUGCGUUAAGGCUGAAAAAAAAUUAAAUUUAUUAAAAGACUCGAUUAGAGAUAAAUAUAGUGAAAAAGUAAAAUUUUUUAUUUUUUUUAAUUAUAAUUUUCUUAUAUGUGACAUAAUUGACAUUUAUUUACAAUUCUAG
Molecule: messenger RNA, 462 nt
Organism: Pediculus humanus corporis (human body louse)
Lineage: Eukaryota; Metazoa; Arthropoda; Insecta; Psocodea; Pediculidae
Exons: 2
Coding region: 1-462 (153 amino acids)
Cellular component (GO): nucleus
Molecular function (GO): zinc ion binding
Source: RefSeq, a predicted model, not a curated record